Rubroshorea leprosula is the source of this 585-nucleotide messenger RNA. The record is from the annotation of a GenBank genome assembly. NCBI's taxonomy places the organism in Eukaryota, Viridiplantae, Streptophyta, Magnoliopsida, Malvales, Dipterocarpaceae.
GUCUCUCCCGUUGCCGUCUACGACUCUCUGAAAAUUGGGUCUGCGAAUUCCGUCCAUCUCUUGUUGUCUUAUUUCAGGGUUCUGUUCGUUAUGUGAUGAAUGCAGUUUCGUUGAUAUCAUGUCAUGGGAUACAGCACAACCAUUUCUUUUUCUUUUUUUUUUUUUUCGUUUGUGCAGAAGAAUAGACAGCAACAUCAAAGAGCACAAUCUAGCUGUUUUGUUCGUUUUCAUUUUAAGGUUUCAUUUCCUUCCCGAUGAUGAAAAUUUUAGUAAUCAGAAUUUGUGCAUGAAACGCCUGAAAAUGGUGGUGCUCCCUUUUGCAUCUACAGCGGAGGUUGAGGAACCAUGUUUCAUGCCAUGUUGAUGUUAGGCAACUUUUGCUGAGGGAUCCUGUUUCUCCAUAUUAUUCCCUGAUUUUACGAUUUUCCAAUUGAAUCCGUUGUUUCGUUUUACAGUCUGCACUGUAAAACACUUUUUCGUUUUCAAUUUUUCUUCUUCUUCUCUCUCGCCAUGUAGAUAUUAAGCUUUGUUCUCAUCUUUAUGUAAACAUGGUUUCCCCAGUUUCAAUUAAUUAGGUAUGUAUGU